AGUGAUUUUCACACAUCUGUUUGGGUUUUGUCUGCCUGACCGAAGAAUAAAGGCACCAACGUGAUCCUCUUGAUUGUGAUCGCAAUCAGGAGCAUUACUGUUGUUGCUAAGUUAAUCCUGUUAACUGGGCGGUUCUUGAGCCGAGUAGAAGUGUUUCAAGAAACCCGUUUAGUGAUAGCAGUCCAAGGCAAAAAUGAUAAUGGAUCUCAAGCUUUGCAUCUUCAUUGCCCUGACCAGCUGUCUGCUCGGGAGAGCCGAAGAGGCCCGCAGUCAUCCAGGAGGGCUUCAUCUAGAGCCACAGAUCGCCAUGUUGUGUGAUCCGAAGGAGAAAUUCAUCAAUAAGCGCAUCGAUGAAACCGGGAAGUGGGUGACAGACUGGGAACAUAAGGCGACAUGCAUUGAAGACAAAGUCGACAUUCUGGAGUAUUGCCGGAAGGUAAGUUUUUCAAUUGCUUUAUCGUACGAAGUUCAGCGUCGGACGUCGUGA
Molecule: messenger RNA, 487 nt
Organism: Notodromas monacha
Lineage: Eukaryota; Metazoa; Arthropoda; Ostracoda; Podocopida; Cyprididae
Source: the annotation of a GenBank genome assembly